GGAUGCGGAGAGGGCAGGAAGGAGGGCUUGGCUUCUCACAGCGCAGCCCCAGUUAUGCCUUCUCAGGACUCUGACCUUCCCUUGAAGGAGCAGGAGAGAAUGACCAAGUUUCAGGAGGCGGUGACGUUCAAGGACGUGGCUGUGGUCUUCACGGAGGAGGAGCUGGGGCUGCUGGACUCCACCCAGAGGCAGCUGUACCGAGAUGUGAUGCUGGAGAACUUCAGGAACCUGCUCUCUGUGGGACAUCUUCCCUUCAAACCAGAUAUGGCAUCCCAGUUGGAGGCAGAAGAAAAGCUUUGGAUGAUGGAACGAGACACCCAGAGAAAUGGGUAUUCCAGUGAGAACUGUGUGGCUGUUCUUUCAGGCAGCAAGAAUCAAAAUGAGAUGGAGACUCUUCAAAAAGUUGCAUUAAAAUACUUUUCGCAUGAAGAGCUAUCCUGCUGGCAAAUCUGGAAACAGGUUGCAAGUGAUUUAACCAGGUGUCUUCAGAGGAAGAGGUCUCAGUUACUACAAGGCAACUCUAUUCAGGUUUCUGAAAACGGGAACGAUACAAUAAACCAUAAAGGAGAUAGCUCCAGUUACAUUGAAAACCAAGAGUUUUCCAUUUUGAGAACCCAGGAUUCUUGGGGGAAUAUAUAUCUGAGUGAGUCACAGAAUCGGAGUAGAGGUAAGCAAAUCAACAUGAAGAAUAACCCAUAUGUAUGUGAAGCCUUCAUGAAGAAAUGGUCACUUAGUGAUCAUAUUAAAACUGACACAGAACAGAAACCCUACAAAUGUAAUGAAUGUGGCAAAAGCAUUAGUGAUGGCUUCAGACAGCAUUUACCUGUAGGAGAGAAACUCCAUCCAUGUAGUGAGGGCGGGAAGGGCUUCAGUUACAGCCCGGUGCUUCCAGUUCAUCAGCAUGUCCACCCAGGAGAGAGAUGUUCCAGUCAGAGCACACAUCUGCAGACUCUUCAGAGAGCUUACCCAGGAGAGAAUCUCGAUAAAUGUCACGACGCUGGUGAUUGCUUCAACAAGAGCUCUUUUCACUCUCAUCAGUCUCAUCACACAGGAGAGAAGGCCUAUCGAUGUGACAGUUGUGGCAAGGGCUUCAGUAGCAGCACAGGUCUCAUCAUUCAUUAUAGAACUCACACUGGGGAGAAGCCUUACAAAUGUGAAGAGUGUGGGAAAUGCUUUAGUCAGAGCUCAAACUUUCAGUGCCAUCAGAGAGUCCACACUGAAGAAAAACCAUACAAAUGUGAAGAGUGUGGGAAGGGCUUUGGCUGGAGUGUUAAUCUUCGUGUUCAUCAGAGGGUCCACAGGGGUGAGAAACCCUAUAAAUGUGCAGAGUGUGGGAAGGGCUUCACGCAGGCUGCACAUUAUCACAUCCAUCAGAGGAUCCAUACGGGGGAGAAACCUUACAAAUGCGACGUCUGUGGGAAGGGCUUCAGUCACAAUUCACCGUUAAUAUGCCACCGGAGAGUCCACACCGGAGAGAAACCAUACAAAUGUGAGGCGUGUGGGAAAGGCUUUACCCGUAACACAGAUCUUCAUAUCCAUUUCAGAGUUCACACAGGAGAGAAACCCUACAAAUGUAAGGAGUGUGGGAAGGGCUUCAGUCAGGCUUCAAAUCUUCAAGUCCAUCAGAAUGUCCACACUGGGGAGAGACGAUUCAAAUGUGAAACGUGUGGGAAGGGCUUUAGUCAGUCAUCAAAGCUGCAGACCCAUCAGAGAGUCCACACUGGAGAGAAACCCUACAAAUGUGAUGUGUGUGGGAAGGACUUCAGUUAUAGUUCAAAUCUGAAACUGCAUCAAGUUAUUCACACUGGAGAAAAGCCAUAUAAAUGUGAGGAGUGCGGGAAGGGCUUCAGUUGGAGAUCAAAUCUUCAUGCUCAUCAGAGAGUCCACUCAGGAGAGAAACCCUAUAAAUGUGAGGAGUGUGAUAAGAGUUUCAGUCAGGCCAUAGAUUUUCGGGUACAUCAGAGAGUCCACACUGGAGAGAAACCAUACAAAUGUGGGGAGUGUGGUAAAGGCUUCAGUCAGUCCUCUGGUCUUCAGUCCCAUCAGAGAGUCCACACUGGGGAGAAGCCAUACAGAUGUGAUGUGUGUGGAAAGGGCUUCAGAUACAGUUCACAGUUUAUAUACCAUCAGAGAGGCCACACCGGAGAAAAACCUUACAAAUGUGAGGAGUGUGGGAAAGGCUUCGGGAGGAGCUUGAAUCUUCGCCAUCAUCAGAGGGUCCACACAGGAGAGAAGCCCCAUAAAUGUGAGGAGUGUGGGAAGGCCUUCAGUCUCCCCUCAAAUCUCAGAGUCCAUCUGAGUGUUCACACUAGGGAGAAACUGUUUAAGUGUGAGGAGUGUGGGAAGGGCUUCAGUCAGAGUUCACGUCUUCAAGCCCAUCAGCGAAUCCACACUGGAGAAAAACCAUACAAAUGUGAUGUGUGUGGUAAGGACUUCAGUCACCGUUCACGUCUUACGUACCAUCAGAAAGUCCACACCAGCAAGAAUCAGCAGCCCAGGAGCCAGGGCUUGUGUCUCAUGGCUUCUUUCUCCUUUGUCAGCCCUGCCUUCCCAGGACUCUGCCCUUCCCCAGAAGGAGCAGGAGAAAAUGACCAAGUUUCAGGACACAAGAAUCACCAUGAGCUAGAGACUCUUCAAGAAGUAGGAUUAAGAUACCUUUUACAUGAAGAUCUUAUGUUCUGGCAAAUAUGGGAACAAUUUACAAGUCAGUUAACCAGAAAUCAAGACUCUAUAAUAAAUCGGCAAGGCAAGAAGUCCAAGUCGCCAAAACAAGGUGAUUCCCUCUGUCAGGUGUGGGCAGGAGAAUCUACUCAGGUUUGUGAAGAUGAGAAGUACAGAAUAAAGCUUCAAGGGGAGAGUUCCAGUAGUAUCAAAAACCAAGAGUUUCCAGUUAAAACCACUUGGGAUUUCUGGAAGAGAAUGUAUCUGAGAGAGUCACAAAAUUAUCAGAGUAGGUGUCAGCAAAUUGACAUAAAAAAUAAACUGUGUAAAUGUGAUCAUUGUGUUACGAGAAGGAUCUCUCAUCACCAUGAUGAUCAGGAAGUACCCAAAAGAGAGAAGGCUUACAGCCACAAUAAUUGUGGAAAAGAGUUUGUGAAGAAAUCGUCUCAGCAGAGUAUAAUCCACGCAGGAGAGCAAAGCUCUGAUGAGAAUGGAAAAGGCUUCAGCCUUGGCUCUAAUCUUGAACUUCAUCAUCAAUUGCAUGUAGGAGAGAAGCUCCAUGUAUGUAGUGAGUGUGGGAAGGGCGUCAGUUACAGCUCAGUGCUUCGCAUUCAUCAGAGUGUUUACACAGGAGAGAAAUGCAGUAGGAAUGAGGAGUGUGGUGUGGGCUUCAGCCAGAGCUCACAUCUGCAAACUCAUCAGAGAGUCAACCCAGGAGAGAAAGCCUACAUGUGUCAGGGGUGUGUUGAGAACUUCAAUCAGAACCCCCCUCUUCCCACUCAUGAGCCCACUCCCCCAGGAGAGAAUCUGUAUGGGUGUGACAGGUGUGGGAAGGGCUCCAGUCCUAGCUUAGAUCUUAACAUUCACUGUGUAGACAACACUGGAGAGAAAUCCUGGAAAUGUGAGAUGUGUGAUAAAGGCUUCAGUCAGAAAUCACAACUUCGAGCCCAUCUGAGUGCCCAGCCUAGAGACAAAACCUACCAAUGGGAGGCCUGUGACAGGAUAUUUAAUCAGAAUUCUGGCCCUCAUCAGAGAGUUCACACUGGAGAGAAACCAUAUAAAUGUGAGGUAUGUGGUAAGGACUUCAGUAAGGCCUCAAAUCUUCAAGCCCAUCAGAGAAUCCACACUGGAGAGAAACCAUACAAAUGUGAUGUGUGCAAUAAGACCUUCAGCCGUAAUUCCCAUCUUCAGGCCCAUCAGAGAGUCCACACAGGAGAGAAACCCUACAAAUGUGACACAUGUGGGAAGGACUUCAGUCAGGUUUCCCAUCUUCAGGCCCAUCAGAGAGUCCACACAGGAGAGAAGCCAUACAAAUGUGAGACCUGUGGGAAGGGCUUUAGUCAGAGCUCACACCUUCAAGACCAUCAGCGAGUCCACACUGGAGAGAAACCCUACAAAUGUGAUGUGUGUGGGAAGGGCUUCAGUUGGAGCUCACACCUUCAAGCCCAUCAGAGGGUCCAUACAGGAGAGAAACCCUACAAAUGUGAAGAAUGUGGGAAAGGCUUCAUCUGGAACUCAUAUCUGCAUGUCCAUCAGAGGAUCCACACGGGGGAGAAACCCUAUAAAUGUGGCAUGUGUGGGAAGAGCUUCAGUCAGACCUCACAUCUUCAAGCCCAUCGGAGAGUCCAUACUGGAGAGAAGCCCUACAAAUGUUUUGACUGUGGUAAGGGCUUUAGUAAGAGUUCGUGUCUUCAGGUUCAUCAGAGGGUCCAUAAUGGUGAUAAAUCCAAUACACCUGAUGAGUGUGAUAAAGGUGUUCUUCAGAACUUAGGCUUCUCAUUUUCAUCAGAAAACCCACAUAGCAGAGAAUACUUAUAAAAUUGUUGUGUUUUAAGAAUUCAGGACUGAGCUGAGUUUUUUACAGUCAGCUGAAUGCCAUUGGAGGAAACCUAUU
Molecule: messenger RNA, 4555 nt
Organism: Ceratotherium simum simum (southern white rhinoceros)
Lineage: Eukaryota; Metazoa; Chordata; Mammalia; Perissodactyla; Rhinocerotidae
Gene: ZNF227
Product: zinc finger protein 227
Biological process (GO): regulation of transcription by RNA polymerase II
Cellular component (GO): nucleus
Molecular function (GO): RNA polymerase II transcription regulatory region sequence-specific DNA binding; DNA-binding transcription factor activity, RNA polymerase II-specific
Source: RefSeq, a predicted model, not a curated record